UUUCUCCACAUGGUCUGUUCAUGAACACAUCAUCACGUAAUCUGAUUUAAUACAACAAAUAUAAUAGCAACAUUUUUUUAUGUAAAGAACAAAACAUGAUUGAGUAAGCUGCUAUAGGAAAAUAAUUUUUUAAAUGAAAGUUUUCUGUUAUUUAAUAUUCACUACAAGGCGAGUGAUUUCCCUUAUUAAGAAAGUUAACAUUAAAGUUAACAGAGUUUUGAGUGUGUGCCAUUGGACUGUAUCUUACUCAUGUACUUAAUGAUGCUGUCCAUGCAGGUAGAACCUCUCAGUAAUACAAUAUAGCAACUUGUUCCCAGAGACGCUCUGGGAAAACCUCAGGCAUUUUGGAGGAAAGCAUGUUUUAACCUUUUUCAAUUCAGUGUGAAUGUGAGGCAAAUACAAAGAAGGGUUUUUAUUACACCAGUUCCACUGUGAGAUUUCUCCAGUGUCGGGCAAGCUGCUCUGUACGUUUACUCUGUAAAGAAAUGCAGCUCAUUAUGUUAAAAGUUAUUCUUCAGAGAAAAGUAACUGGCUACAUUACAGGCUACACGGCGAAUAUAGUUUAAAUGUAUUGAAGCUGCUUCCAUGACUGAUGUCAUCACACCUUUCUGCUAAUUACGAGAUGUUUAAGAUAGCCAACCAAAUUGAAACACAAUUUUCAAGACCAAAUUCCUAAUGGAAAAAUAUUUUCAAAUCUGUUUUUAUAAAGAGCUGUAAUUUGUAUACUUAUAGAUUAUUUGCAAUAAGUCAUGUUAGAAUUAAAUACAGAGACCAUAGUUGGUUAAGACAAAAGACUCCAAACUGGAACCAGCUCUUUUUUCUGUUGCAUUCUCCAGUUGUAUAAAAUAAAAUGAGAGAGUAUAACUCAGUGAUAUGGAUCCAGCAGGUCUCUACAUAGAUAAAUAAAACUAUUUACACUUAUAUAUAUGACUAUAUUUAACAGAAUCCAGAACUCUCCUCAUUGCUCCUCAUAUAUCAAGCUGAAUACGAAUGUAUUUAUUAUUGAAUUGUUUGUAGGACCAAGAAAUUUUGUAUUCAUGAAAAUACCAUUAGUUCAGAAAAACGUUUGCAUUCUACAAGAGCUCCUGAGUUUGUCAUUCAAUUAAGACAAAAGAAAUGGUGCUGUAUAAAAGGACGAUGACGCAUAUAAUUUGGUUCUGUUUGCCAUGACAUCUUCUUUUGUGCAAUGCUUUAGAGCCAGCACUAAGUGACCAACUGUGUGCCGUAUAGUCCGUAGUGUGCUGCAUCAGGUUUCCUUACAACACCUGUCCUCUUGCUUUUCUAGCAUGGAAUCAGGGAUGGUACAUUGGUGCACGAGAGAGAUGCUGUUAUAGCAAAUGAAUCGACACCUUCUGACCAAUCAGAUCUGAGAACCCAGUUGCAUUUAUAUAAAGCUAAAUAUCAAGUGGCAAGUAUGUUUACAAGCCUGUCAUGAACAAGACCUGCUGUCCACAGUACACUAUCAGGUGCCAUGCCUUAAACUUUCAUCCUUCAAAGACGCAUAAGAAGAUCUUGAAGAAAAUGACAAAGUUUCUGUCGAAAGGGGAGGUGCCAGCAGGCCAGCGUGAUGCUGACUGUGACGGUGUGUUUGACAUCCCUGGCUUCCUCAAGCCUCUCGCUUCGUCUCUUCAGCGGACAGUGGCUAUAGCUGCUGGAAUAUCCCAGACAUUUUUCUCAGGUGAGCGGAUGGACUCCAUGUUUGAAGAAGGAGGGGAAGUUCCUCCGGUGGAUCCUGUGAAAAUCCAGCACUCUCAGGUGGAGCGUCCCAUCAUUCCCAGCUGCCCUGAGAAAGACAACGAUUCCAAACCAUCAACAUUAGAGACUCCAAGAGAGGAAACGGUGUCAUCAGCAGCAGGGAAGAGCCCACGCCUCAUGCCUAAACCAGGAGUGGGAGCGGACCCUAGCAAACCUCCGUGUCGCAAAGCCAAGGAUAUCCGGAAAGAGCGACGACUACAAAAGGAGCAACAGAAGCAGCAAGAUGGUGGAGGCACUUUAACAAACCUGAAGCCUGCUCCAGCAACUCCAGCAUUUGGUCAACCCAAACCUUUAGAAGAAUUCAUCACCGACUCGCUGCCUGAUGACCCUCUUCAUCGUUUAGAGGUGAGGCUAGUGCCUGUCAGCUUUGAGGACCCUGACUUCUUGGCGUCCUACGAGCAGUCAGUGGAGCUGUUUGCCCGUUACCAGAUGGCCAUUCAUGGCGACCUUCCAUUCGAAUGUGAUGAAAGCCAGUUUAAGAGGUUCCUGUGUGACUCACCACUAGAGGCAGAGACGGCUCCUGAUGGGCCUGAUAUGGGCUACGGCUCCUUCCACCAGCAGUACUGGCUAGACGGACGUAUCAUAGCCGUGGGUGUCAUCGACAUCCUGCCUAACUGCGUCUCCUCAGUCUACCUCUACUACCACCCGGACUUCGCCUUCCUCUCGCUGGGCUCCUACUCUGCUCUCAGAGAGAUUGCCUUCACGAGGCAAUUGCAGAAGCAGUCACCCAAGCUCUGCUACUACUACCUGGGCUUUUACAUCCAUUCUUGCCCCAAGAUGCGCUACAAGGGUCAGUACCAGCCGUCAGACCUUCUGUGCCCAGAGACGUACACGUGGGUGGCCAUAGAGAAAUGCGUCCCCCGCCUUGAUGCCUCAGCCUACGCCCGCCUCAACGAAGACACCCGAGCAGGUGAUGCUAGUGCACUUAAAGACUUGGGCCGGGUUCUGGUGCUGCACAAGAGGACGGUCAUGCCUUACGCCGCCUACUCGCGGAAAAAGAAAGGCUUCAGCGAUGAGAAAGAGGUGGAGCAGUAUGCAAGCCUGGUGGGCCAGACGUGUGCGGAGAAGAUUCUCCUCUACCGAUCUUAGCUCAUUGUCUUAUUCAGCUCACUCACAAGUGUCUGCAUUCUGUCUAAUGUACACCUGUUAGUCUAAUGUUUAUUUUGCCUUUUAUUCCCCAUCCUGCAUCCACUUUUUCUGUGUCCAAAUUCUUUGCUUCUUUCAGUGUGUUGUCUUAAAGCUUCAUGUCUUGUUCAGUACAUGGAGGAGGAAUUGUAGAGCUAUAAAUCCUCUGUCUAUCCCACUUGCUCACAAGUGUUUUAUAUUUAAGCCUUCACGAUAUUGUUGCCCACAUUCACGAACUUAUACCCGUGUAAUCGACCUCACGCUAAUACAGAACACAAAGUGUAGAAUUAUUUUAUUGUAGGAUUCAUUUUUAUCGAUCUAAAUGUCAAACGAGGCUGUGACGUGCUUAGCUGUGUGUGCUUAACUAGGAUCUGCGUUCAUUCAAAUAGAUUUGUACCAAUGCAAGGUCUGUGACUGGUACAAUGCUAACAGUGUGUACACCAUGAGGCAGCCUUGAGCUACCAAAGAUGCAGAAAACUGAAGUGUGAAGGAAGAAGUGUGUGUGUUUUUUUUUUUUUCUUCCAGAACUGCUAGAAUGAUUACAUAGGCUGUAGUAUGUAAGACUAAAAAAAAAUCAACGUCCCGUGUGCCAUACUGGAGGACUGAUAUCAGAAACGAAUUUAAAAUUUCCAGACGUGAAAUGUACAAGAACAACAGCAUCCUAUGGAGCAGCUAAUCUCUGUCCGUACUGUCAUGUAAAUUAUAGCUUCAGUGCUUUUCUUUUGUAUUCUGCUCUUCAAACACAUGAAUAAAAAUCAUCAUUUAUGCUUGGAA
This is a messenger RNA of Pangasianodon hypophthalmus (striped catfish), 3654 nucleotides long. RefSeq names its product arginyl-tRNA--protein transferase 1. The transcript has 13 exons. Bases 1432 to 2844 code for a protein of 470 amino acids. NCBI's taxonomy places the organism in Eukaryota, Metazoa, Chordata, Actinopteri, Siluriformes, Pangasiidae. The record is from RefSeq and is a predicted model, not a curated record. Gene Ontology annotation, molecular function: arginyl-tRNA--protein transferase activity. Gene Ontology annotation, biological process: protein arginylation. Gene Ontology annotation, cellular component: cytoplasm.